UCUCUUAUAUAACCCGCACUUAUGUAAGCAGGCCUCAAUCUCGCGUUCCCUGUCCUCCCUCUUCUGUUUUUCCUUCUUCUAGAUCUUUCUCUUUCUUCUCUUUAACAUGUAACUCCGACUGCCAAAUUACAAUUUUUGUGUGAGUCGCGUUUCGCUUUAAUGCUUCAAGGGAUGGUUCAGCCAAAAAGGAAAAUUAGCGGUUAAUCACUCACCCUCAGGCCAUCCAAGAUGAAGGCGACUUUUUUCUUCACUAGAAGAUUAAAGAGGAUUUUUAGCUGAAACUUGUGGUUCUUGGUGAUUCAUGAAAUGAGGUCUGAAUGGAGAUGUGUAAGUAAUGCUCUUGGAGACCCAGGGGACGCCAUGUCUGAAGAGGCGAUCUCAGGAAGCGACCUGGAGCCCAGCCUUAACAGUGAAGAGGAGGAGGAGGAGGAGAUGGACGAGGAGGAGGAAGAGGAUGGAGAGAACGAUGGCGAUGACGAGGAAGACGCAGGCGACCAGCUCGAGAGCCUGGAGACGGAGGAUCGGAGAGAUCCCAGCAGUCCGGCACCUACCUCACCAAUGUCUGGAGACUCCAGCCCCGACCGCUCGUCCCGGCCCGCGUCUCGGCCCUCGUCCACCUCACGGACGUCAUCGCGACCCGGAUCUCAGCCCCCAUCCAGCCCGGACACCCGCAGCAAUGCAUCUGCUAACAGCAACACUAAGAAGACGACGUCCAAAACCUCCAAACCGGCUCACCUAAGGAGGAACAUCCGGAAGCUCCUCACCGAGAACCAGCUGGAAGCGGGAACCAAAGCUGCUCAGCAGGAGGAGCUGGAGAGACGGCGACGUCUUGAACAGCAGAGGAAAGAGUUUUCUCUUCACGCAGAUUUAGCCACUGCAGCAGCUGGAUCCAAACAGGAAGUGAUCUGUCUUGACAGCAGUGGAGACGAGGGUGAGGAGAAAGAAGCCCCGCCUCCUCCGCUUCCUGACCACAGAGAUGAUGUGAUCGAGUUGAGUUCAGGUGAUGAAGGUGAUGCUCUGCGGAUCAGCAGUGAGGAGGAGGAGGAGCGCUCGCUCACUCCGGGCACAGAGGAGAGCAGCGGCUCACACAUCAACGACUCCCUCAAUCAGCCGGACGGCCAGGGCAGAGUUCUGGUCAACAUCAACCAUCCUGCAGAAGAGGAGGACCUGUUUCUCGCCCCCCAGCUAGCCCGCGCUGUCAAACCACACCAGAUCGGCGGGAUCCGCUUCCUGUAUGAUAACCUGGUGGAGUCGCUGGAGCGCUAUAAGACAAGCAGUGGCUUCGGCUGUAUUCUAGCACACAGUAUGGGCCUGGGCAAAACCCUGCAGGUCAUCUCCUUCAUCGACGUCCUGCUGCGGCACACUGGAGCCAAAACUGUCCUGGCCAUUGUUCCUGUGAACACACUACAGAACUGGCUGGCAGAGUUUAACCUCUGGCUGCCCGCCGCUGAGGCUCUGCCCCCAGACACCGACCCACAGCAGGUCUUACCUCGAACCUUCAAGGUUCACAUCCUCAACGACGAGCACAAAACCACAGUGGCACGGGCAAAGGUGGUGGAGGACUGGACUGGUGACGGUGGUGUCCUGCUGAUGGGCUAUGAGAUGUACCGUCUGCUGUCACUCAAGAAGAGCUUCGUCACCGGACGCAAGAGGAAGAGCAAGAAACCCGCAGGACCUGUGAUCAUUGACCUGGACGAGGAAGACCGGCAGCAGGAGCUCAUGAAAGCUAUCGAGCGCGCUCUGUCUCGUCCCGGGCCGGAUGUGGUGAUCUGUGACGAGGGUCACCGCAUUAAGAACUGUCACGCCAGCACCUCUCAGGCCCUGAAGAACAUCCGCUCACGUCGGCGGGUGGUGCUGACCGGUUACCCACUCCAGAAUAACCUGAUCGAGUACUGGUGCAUGGUGGACUUCGUCAGGCCGGAUUUCCUGGGCACUCGACAGGAGUUCAGCAACAUGUUCGAGAGACCCAUCCUAAACGGCCAGUGUAUCGACAGCACACCCCAAGACGUCCAGCUGAUGAGAUACAGGAGCCACGUCCUGCACAGCCUGCUCGAGGGCUUCGUCCAGAGACGAGGUCAUGAUGUUCUCCGUCAUCAGCUUCCCCCAAAAGAAGAGCAUGUGAUUCUGGUGCGCCUGUCCCGUCUGCAGAGGGCGCUCUACACCGAGUUCAUGAACCGCUUCCGAGAGGCGGGAAACAGCGGCUGGCUGGGCCUGAACCCACUCAAAGCCUUCUGUGUCUGCUGCAAGAUCUGGAAUCAUCCGGAUGUUCUGUACGAGGCUCUUCAGAAGGAGAAUCUGGCCAAUGAGCAGGAUCUGGAUCUGGAUGAUCUGAACUCCUCCAGCGGGACACGCUGCUCCGCUCCGGCAAUCAAGAGCAAGACAAGUGAUGCUGCAAACAGCAGACAGAUGAGUGUGGGACACCUCAACCCCCUGCAAGAGAAGGCCAACCAAGUCAUCACUUAUGAAUGGGCAAAAGACGUCAUGACCAACUAUCAGACGGGUGUCCUGGAAAACUCCGCCAAGAUGGUGUUGCUGUUCCACCUCAUUGACGAGAGCGUUGCUCGAGGAGACAAAAUGCUGGUUUUUAGUCAGAGCUUAUCAACCCUCACGGUUAUCGAAGAUUUCCUGAGUCGAAGGCCAAUGCCUAUCCAAACAGAGUCUGGCACGCACAACUGGGUCCGAAACAUCAACUACUACAGGUUAGAUGGGAGCACAUCAGCUUCUGAAAGAGAAAGACUCAUCAACCAGUUCAACGACCCGGCGAACACACAGGCCUGGGUUUUCCUGCUGUCCACCAGGGCUGGUUGUUUGGGGGUGAAUUUGAUUGGUGCAAAUCGAGUGGUGGUUUUCGACGCCUCCUGGAACCCCUGUCACGACGCGCAGGCCGUCUGCCGCGUUUAUCGAUACGGUCAACGCAAACCCUGCCACAUCUACAGGCUGGUGUGUGACUUCACGCUGGAGAAGAAGAUCUACGACCGGCAGGUGUCCAAACAGGGCAUGUCCGAUCGAGUCGUGGAUGAUCUGAACCCCGUCCUCAACUUCACGAGGAAAGAGGUGGAGUCGCUGUUGCACUUUGUGGAGGAGGAGCCUGAUCCCGCAGAGCUGCAGCCUAAUAACGAAAUGGAGACGGUCAUUCAGCAAGCCUGUGCGAUGUACCCACACCUCUUAACCAAGCCGCCCUUCCAUCAUGAGUCCCUUUUAAUGGACCGCAAGGAAAUGAAACUGACCAAAGCGGAAAAGAGAGCAGCCAAGAAAAGCUAUGAAGAUGAGAAGAGGGCAUCUGUGCCGUACCAACGGCCCUCUUAUGCACAUUACUACCCAGCUAGUGACCAGAGACUCACCAAUAUCCCAGCCUUCAGCCAGAGGAACUGGCGCCCUCCUCCUCAUUUAGAAGAGAAACCAGUUGCAAGUGUGAGGCCAGUUCAAUCCACGCCCAUUCCCAUGAUGCCCCGACAGGUACCCAUGGGCGUCCCUAGUUCAAGCACAGGAUUCCCUGUCAACUAUCUGCAAAAAGCCGGUGUUUACGUACAGCGAGUCGUCACAACCACUGAUAUUGUGAUCCCAGGCUCCAACAGCAGCACAGAUGUCCAAGCCCGGAUCGGUGCAGGAGAGAGUAUUCAUGUUAUCAGAGGAUCCAAAGGCACUUACAUCAGGACCAAUGACGGGAGGAUAUUUGCCAUCCGCUCUGGAAAGCCAAGACCACCUGAAGGAGGAGCCACAGCUUCAAGAGAGGACUGUGGCCCUCACUUGCAUUCUGUCAGUAAUGGUCGAGCAUCUCCUCAAGAGCCAAAACGUUUAACCCCUGAAGCUCUGCCUCGCCCUUCUUCCCGAGACAGCCCCAGGUUCCACCGAGAAUUCCACAGCAACAAGGAACUAGUUCCUUCAGCAGAGAAUCUAACAUCUUCAGGAGCUCCUGAAUCUUCUGGAGCAGACAGACCCAUCCAACUCCCAGGUCACCUUUCUGAACAGCACCGGCAGCUCAGCAAUGACAUCGCAUCAUCUGUGGAUGUUCAAAGUUUGAAACGAAAGCUUUUGGAAAGUCGGACAUCCAAACAGCCUGGUGGCAAACGGACCUCAACGUCAAGUAGUGCAGCUGGAAGUUACCCGGGAUUUCCUCUUAACAGCGGAUUUGGGUUCCCCUCCAUGGCGUUAAACCCUGCCUUGCUCGGCGCCCUGGGUCACGUGACUCCACCCUCUCUUGGAAGCAGGUCACACCUCAUGCACCAAGCUGGACAGACUCUGGGUGACCUACAUGCCAUGUUCCCCACUGAACCACUUGGACUUGGUGUGUCCAACAGCACUCUUUCCUCGACCUGUUCGACCAACACCACAUCCUCCAGCCACUCUGGAAUGCUGGCAUCUUCUUCAUCUUCAGUGCCCUCUUCGUCCUUGUCCUCUACUUCCUCUUCUCUUCCACCCUUCAUGAUGAACCCAAGCAUGGCAAGUAUGCUUUCUGGCUUCCCGGUACCAUUUUCCCAACCACUGUUUCCAGGUUCCCUUCACCCCAGAGGCUUGUCCUCUACCUCAACCCCUGCCUCCACCGCCUCCAGCUUCCUCUCUUCCUCCAGCCUGCUGGGGACAGCGUUCAGCCGCCCUGAUACGCACCCCUCGCUUACGGAAAAUGGUGGGAGCAGUUCGGAUGACGAUGUCAUAGAGGUGAUGGGCCAGUGAUUGUUGUCAUUUGCUGCUUCGGACUUCGUAAUUCUGAAUGGAAGAAUUCUAUUGGACGGAGCUGAAAUUAUAUAAAUCCAAAUGCUGAAUAUGCAUGGAGUUAUGAAAGGUGAUAUAUAUUUUUCAUUAACAAAAGGGACCAGAGCACAGGGCUAAUGUGAAGAGCCCUAGUUGUAUGUCUCUUGUGAGGGCCUGGACAAGGACCUGCCUAAGUUCCCUCGCAGAGGAUACCGUACUGAACUCAAAAUGUGAUUGUCUUUAAAGACUGUUUGCGUUCAUAAGAGAAGACUUUAGAGAUACGUUAGCUGUUUGCUAGACCUUGUAGCAUCACCUGGAAUGAUAAAUGAGAAAAAAAACAUGUGACCUUUUUUAUUAUAAUUGUAAGUACUACUAUUACUUUUGUAAACAGUGGUCCUACAUGAUUAUUCAUAGUCGUUUCGACCAUUGAAAAUGCAGACUGGGCAACGGAGGGAAUUCGUAACAAUCGAAUCGUAGAAUGACAGAAGCCAUGCCUAGCGUUAGCACCGCCGAGACCUUUUUGCUUUUCCUUUAAGAAAAAAAAAAUACUACAAGGAAAACCUUAAAACUCGAAUGUAUUUUCAUGUUAGCCUUUAAAAUUUGGUGGAGGGACGUAAGUUUAGUGCGUUUAGUUCAAUAUUAGCCUUAAAGCAGACAACUGGAUCUGUGUUCUCGUUCAAUUGCGUAGCAAACAAAGUCAUGCGUCAUUCUCAAUGGGGAUCAUCUUACGAAUGUGUAGACUGUUAUGCGACCCUAUUAGCCAUUUUUUUCAAAAAUCUGCGCUUCGCAUCAUCUGCGCGGCCAUUUAGUUUCAUCCGUGUUGGGGCCACAGUCAUGACCAAAGUGUUCAUUCAGCCGUUUCGAAGAAAUUUGAUGUGUUAUACGUUUGUGUUAAUGUUGACUCGUACACGCGCGCUGGUUGACCUGUGACUGACAAAUCCCUCAGCCAAUAACACUGUUCAUUCUCUGUGCCUAUUAGAGCUCUUUAUUUUGACUCCUCCCACAAUCUGCUUUCUGAUUGGCAGAUGCCCAUGUCACAAUCUUUGGCCUGAGUCUGCAGACGCUGUUAUACAAGUACAAUGGUGUGCUUUUUGACAUGUGAUUAUAUCUUUUAUUUGUUGUUAUUUGAAUCUUUGUUUUGUAACAUGACAUACCGAUGUAUUAGUUUCGUUUUCUCUUUUUCGACUAUGUAUAAAUUUACCAGAAAUAUUUAUUUAUGAUGCUGAAAAGUAAUUCAUUUUCAUUCUUUUUUUUUAUUUUUAUACAUUUUCAACCUUUUUUAAGAAGAAAAUAAAAUCCCUCUACCGGAGAGACGCAGGGUUUUUUUGCCCCCAUAGGUGAGUUCAAGACCAUGAUCUGUGCGCGAAUGAGCUGUCGGGACCCAAAAACACACGUUGUCCCGGGAGGUGUCCACACGUCAUCUCAUAUGCCCAGCAUGGGGAGGAGUACACUCAAAUGACAUUGUAUUUAUUAAAUAUUGUUUUAACAUAAAUAAA
Danio aesculapii is the source of this 6185-nucleotide messenger RNA. RefSeq names its product RAD54 like 2 (gene rad54l2). Lineage: Eukaryota; Metazoa; Chordata; Actinopteri; Cypriniformes; Danionidae. Gene Ontology annotation, molecular function: ATP-dependent chromatin remodeler activity; ATP binding; ATP hydrolysis activity. Gene Ontology annotation, cellular component: nucleus. The transcript is spliced from 22 exons. The coding region runs from base 307 to 4671 and encodes 1454 amino acids. The record is from RefSeq and is a predicted model, not a curated record.